AUGAGCAGCUCCUGUGUGACAUUGGCUGAGGUCCUGUGGGCCAAAGGAAGCCCUCUGGAGGAAGAAGAAAUAUGGGCACUCCUGUACCUGUCCACAAUGCAGCUUCUGGAGGAUCUUCACAAAGAUCUGCCACACAGAAGACUUUCUCCUGAAUCCAUUCUGGAAGCGUGCGAAGCCCAUCAGAAGGAAUGUGCAUCCUUACCAGCAAAAUUCUACAUGAAGAGAAUGGUUCAGUUUGCAGUGGGAAGUGUCAGUGAGACAGAGCAGGUGGCCACUGAAGAGAGCACAGCCUCUCAGCUGAACAGAAGUCAUGUGAUAAGGAAAAGACUGCAUGAAAAAAUACCGGACACCUCAACACUGGCUUCCCAGAUGAAUUUCCACCAAGACAAAGGACCCAGAUUAAUGAACUAUAGUCAGUCAACAGAAGAUUACAGACAACUCUCUGUGGAUUACAGUGACUCUAACAGUAUUUCUGAAAGUACAUCUUUGAUACUGUCUAACCGAGGACAGAGGAGAGGAAGAGGUCCAGAGACACACAGAUCAUGUGACACCACACUUAGUGGGUCAAGGACAGAAAGUAGCUACAAGCUCUUCAUAAACAGAAACAUUAAGGAGCUUAUAGCAGACAUUGCCCUGGACUUCACAUUUUCAGGUCCAGAAUUUAUUAUUUUGUCUAGUGAACCACCAGUGACCUUACAGCUGCCUGGAUCAAUUGUGACUAAAAAAGGGAAAUCCUAUCUGUCCCAAAGGGAUCUCAAUGUGAUUCUACUCAAUGGCCAGUGCCUUGAGGUGCAAUGUGACAUCAAGACCAAGGCAAGAGAUGUUUUCAACACUGUGGUGGCGUAUGCAAACUUGGUGGAACAUUUCUACUUUGGCUUGGCUUACCUGAAAGGUAAAGAAUUCUUCUUUUUGGAUGAGGACACCAAACUCUACAAAGUGGCCCCAGAUGGCUGGAAUGACCAACCCAAGAAGAAAAUGUCCAUCAUUAAUUUUACACUCUUUCUAAGGAUAAAAUUCUUUGUCAACCACUUUAAUGUUAUUCAGCAUGGCUUGACAAGGCAUCAGUUUUACCUGCAGCUUCGUAAAGAUAUUUUGGAGGAGCGAUUAUAUUGCAGUGAUGAGACUGCCCUGAAACUCGGCGCUUUGGCUUUACAGGCAGAGCUUGGCAAUUAUGCUUCUGAGAUGCAUGGGAAGAGCUAUUUUCGUGUUGAAGACUACGUCCCAGCCAGUCGAAUAGAGAAAAUGACCCUGGCAUAUGUACAGAGAGAGCUUGCUAAAUUACAUCGUAUGAAUCGCUCCCUAUUUGAGGAUGAAGCUGAACUAGAAUUUUUAAAGGUGACUCAGCAACUUCCUGAAUAUGGAGUGUUAUUCUAUCGUGUGUCCCAAGAGAAGAAAGGGACAGAAGGGGACAUCAUCCUGGGAAUCUGUGCCAAAGGCAUCAUCGUCUAUGAGAACAAAAAUCACACAAGAAUUGCCAGUUUAAGAUUCCAGUGGCGUGAAACAGAGAGAAUUUCAGCUCACAGAAAAAAAUUCAUGAUUGAAAGCAGCUUCAGUGGCAAGAAACACACCUUCAUUACUGAUACAGCAAAGACAUGUAAAUACCUACUGGACCUCUGCUCUGCCCAGCACAAAUUCAAUGCACAGAUGAAUUCUAGGCAACUUCGUCAAACUUUAUCAGAGGACAGUAAAUUUGUGGAAAUAGACAAAUCGAAUUCUGCAUAUGCAGCUCAGCAUGAACACCUUGCCCUUAUUCAGAGACUGUCUCGCUCAGAGAAUGUGCUCUAUGGAGCAAACCUGGAAAACCUGUCUGCUGGGAUGAUGAGCAAAUCUUGUGAUAACCUCAGUGUGGAAACCAACAACAGGACUAGACACAAAAGCAAUCUUGGCAGAUCUCUAUCAGGGCUGUCCCAGUCAGGAAUGCACAUCAAUUUGAAUGGAAAGCAAAGGAGUUAUGACUUCCUCUCUAUCCAUUCAACUCAGAACACCACCAGUGCGCCUGGAUCACCAGCCAUCCAAAAGGAAGUUUUGCUAAGAGGUCUAGAAAGAGAAAUCAUAUGUGUCAGCCUAAAACGUGACCCUAAGAAUGGAUUUGGUUUUGUAAUUAUUGGAGGAGAAAAUGUAGGAAAAUUAGACCUUGGUAUCUUUAUCGCUUCAAUUAUCCCUGGGGGACCUGCAGACAGAGCUGGAAAUAUCAAACCAGGAGGACGACUCAUCUCUGUGAAUAAUAUUAGUCUUGAGGGUGUUUCAUUUAAUACUGCAGUUAAAAUCAUACAGAACUCUUCUGAUGAAGUGGAGCUCAUCAUCUCUCAACCCAAAGACAUGUAUGAAGAAGGAUUAAAUGAAGAAAAGAAUCUAUCAAGAGGAAACAGCACUAGUGGAUCUGAGAUCUCUUGUGUAGACGGUGGGAGAAAAAAGAUUCAGGAUUGUCAUACAGCUGUCCCCAAAGAACAGGACACAAAUAUAGAUGAACUUGAGAAGACUCUCUCUUGGAAUUUAGCAUCAAAAUUGGGCCCUAGGAUUCCAGUUCCUUCAGCUGAUAGCCUGGAUAUAGAGGCAGCUGAUUCUUCCCACUUACCAUCUCCAUCAGAAACCAACUCAAAGGAAGUCUACACGGUGGAGCUUGUUAAAGAAGACGGGACUUUUGGAAUCAGCGUGACUGGUGGAAUUAACACCAGUGUGCGUCAUGGUGGGAUAUAUGUGAAGUCAAUUAUUCCCAGUGGACCAGCAGAUAAGAAUGGACAAAUAAAGAUAGGUGAUCGUCUGCUGGAAGUAGAUGGCAUCAGCCUCUGUGGCAUCACCCACAAACAGGCUGUGGAACACCUUAAGAAAUCUGGCCAGAUUGCCAAACUGGUUCUGGAAAGGGGAAACUACCAAUUCUCAGAGCCUUGUCUGACUGCUAAUGACAGAAAGGAGGACCAAUGUGCAGUUGUUUCUGUGGCAACAUCCCUCACAGAUGGCACCAAGGUCUGCUGCUUUUUGACAGAUGAUAACACAUUUGAAGUGAAAUUAACCAAGAAUUCUGGAGGCCUUGGAUUUAGUGUUCUGCAGAUGGAAGGAGAUGCUUGUGAACACCUUGGAGGAGCUAUUGUCAGGAUCAAAAGACUGUUUCCAGGGCAGCCAGCUGAAGAGAAUGGAGAAAUUGAAGUUGGAGAUGUCAUUUUAGCUGUGAAUGGGAAACCUCUCAAAGGGCUCCUGUACCAGGAUGUCCUGCAUUUGUUAAGAGGAGCUCCUCGAGAAGUUACACUGCUACUUUGCAGACCACCAAAAGGUGUUCUUCCAGAAAUAGAGCAAACUGCUCUGACUCCAGCACCAUCUCCAAUUAAGGACUUUGUGGCAGAAAUGCCAGGCAGCACAGGGGCAGGAAACAGUAUGGAUCAAUCUACCAGUGACGGAGGUAGCACCUCUCCAGACCUUGAAGACUGCCUUGAUUCUCCAGUGGGAGAAGAUUUCAGUGAGCCCCCUGAGGAUGACAGCUCAGCUUACGAAGAGCAGGUAGCUGAGUUUCAAGAGAAACCCAUACAGAAACUCCCAGCUUCCAGAGAAAGUUUCUAUAAGCAUCUUUGGAAGAUUCAUCAAGAAGCUUCCAGUUCUGAAGUCUUCCACUCUCUAGAGGAGGAAGUGAAGCAGAACUGCUACUCACCAUGUGAGUUUGGACAGGCUAAAAGCCACGUAUUUAAUAAGAAUCAUGAUGACCUAUUGAACACGAAAUGUAUGCCUGAAACUCUCUCUCUAACCCCUAUUGAUGAAGAGUAUCUCACUGCCAGCUCAAUGUCUGUGACCUCACUUCCACGAGGAGGAAGCUCCAAGACAGUCUCUGCAGCCAGUGCAACCCCACAGCCACGUCUUUGUGGCCCCUCAUCAUCAUCCCUGCCUGCCAGAGAGACACAUGACAGUGACAAUGAAUGGGAAGACUUGGAGGAACCAGAGGAAGAGAAGGAAGAAAAUGAAGACUGCAUUCAGGAAAUGGAGAUCUUUGUGACUUUGACAAAGUCAGAGAACAAUGGUUAUGGAUUCUCUGUAGUUCUUAACAAAGUGGACACCUGCCUGUAUGUUGAUGAAAUCUUGAAUGAUCCUGCCCUUUCUGAUGGAAGAUUGAGAAGGGGAGACAGAAUCAUUAUGGUGAAUGGAAUUGAUGUCACAUCUUUACCAUGCAAUGAAGUCCUGACUUUACUGCAGAGCUCUCCUCCAGACCUUCACCUUGUGGUUGGCCGUGCUGACAGUGACCCACGUCCCUCAGUUAGGCCAGAUGAGAUUCCAGAAAUUACUCUCACAAAGGGUGCAGAUGGACAGCUAGGCUUGAAGCUGACAGGAGGAGCUGGAAGCAAGUUACAAGGUAUUUAUGUGCUAGAGAUAGUGCCUGGCUCUCCUGCCAGUGUGGAAGGCAGUUUGCAGCCACGAGAUCAGAUUGUUUACAUCUGUGGACUGUGCACUGAGGGCAUUAGCCUGGAUGAUGCAGUGAGAGUGUGUGAAGCUGCCACCCAGAAUGUUCGAAUCAAAGCCACAAGUCUGAUAUCAUACCAGCUCAGGUCCUGGACUGAUGCAGAAAUAGCUUCCAAAGAUCUCAGAGGAAUGGUAAAAUACGAACGCAAAGCAUGGCCAGCAGCUGAAACAGAGAAAGCCAAUAUUUCUUUGUCAAAUGAAAACCUGAACUCCCAGGAACAGCAUCUGCUGCAUCAACACGAGAAACAUUUGGAGGAAACAAACUGUGAUGCUCAGCAGAACCCUCCUGAUUCUCCAGAAUGUAAAGACUUCAUUAUUAAGAUUGAGCUGGAAAAAGCAGAAAAUGGAAGCCUAGGAUUUGCAUUGGUAGGUGGAAAAAAUGGCAGGGCUAUCCUAAUAAAAGCCAUCAGCCCAGACAGCAGCGCAGAUCUGGAUGGGAGACUUCAAGUUGGUGACAUCUUACUGAAGGUGAAUGAGACUUUUGUGUCUGGUCUACCACGCCAAACAGUUACAGAUCUGCUGCGCAAGGCACAAGGCACCGUUCAACUCACUGUCUGCCGAAGCCUGGCUUUGCACUGGGCUUUUUCAGGCAACCAGAGCAACACAACUUCCACUCCAAACACAAAAGCAGAGCCUGGUGGUGGGGAAAGCCUGCAGGAUCAGCCUGUUUUCAGUUUCAAGCGAGAAGGCUCCAGCCAAAUGUGCACCAAGGAUGCAGAAAGAACAGACAAAUCCCUGCAAGGUCAGCUGGCUGGACAAGACUAUAAGGACCUCAUCAGUAACGUUUCAGACAGGUCACAGAAAUGUGCAGAAUGUGAAAGCUGCAAAAGAGAAAAUCAGCAGUCUGAGUCAGGCAGCUGGAACAAUGAAGAUGAUGUUAUGCCCCACAGGAUUCCUGUUCUACCUAGAAACAGAACCUUUGCUUCUGGAGAUGAACUGACUCAGUUAAUUAACUUGAAACCAUCACAGAGUGGAGUAGAUCCAAGGACUGGCAUAACAGGUCUUAUUCAAGGACUUCAGCUGCAGAUUGAAAAUCAAGAGGUGCUAAAGGAGUUUAUGGCUUUAGAACAUGUGAAACCAAUAGAUGAGUGCAGAACUGGCAAAGCACCAGAAAACCAGAAUAAAAACAGAUACCGAGAUAUCCUUCCAUAUGAUAAGACACGAGUUCUUCUGGGAGAAAAGAAUGGCUACAUUAAUGCAAGUUACAUUAGAAUGAAUGUUGGAGAAGAGGAACACUUUUAUAUUAUAACCCAAGGGCCUCUUCCAUCCACUAUGGCUGAUUUCUGGCAAAUGGUCUGGGAGAGUGAAUCAGAUGUGAUUGCCAUGAUGACUAAAGAAGUGGAGCUAGGGCAAGUCAAAUGUCACCGAUACUGGCCUGAGUCUCCCUAUAACUCUAAAGACCUGGCUAAUUUCUAUCUCAGGCUACACAAUUACCAGACUCUGGAAUACUUCAUAAUUAGAAAAAUAGAAAUUAUCAACAAGCAGUUCAACAUCAAGCAGAUAGUGAGAGAUUUGCGAGAUCAGCGUUUUGGCAUUAUCCAAACCAAGGAUGAGUAUUUAUUCUGUUAUGAAGUUGUGCUGGAAGUUCUUCAGAUCCUGAGAGCAAUGGAUUCCUACUGA
Messenger RNA from Serinus canaria (Common canary), 6060 nucleotides. RefSeq names its product FERM and PDZ domain containing 2 (gene FRMPD2). Gene Ontology annotation, biological process: protein dephosphorylation. Bases 1 to 6060 code for a protein of 2019 amino acids. The transcript has 43 exons. Gene Ontology annotation, molecular function: protein binding; protein tyrosine phosphatase activity. Gene Ontology annotation, cellular component: cytoskeleton. The record is from RefSeq and is a predicted model, not a curated record. NCBI's taxonomy places the organism in Eukaryota, Metazoa, Chordata, Aves, Passeriformes, Fringillidae.